Messenger RNA from Anolis carolinensis (green anole), 6995 nucleotides. RefSeq names its product paxillin (gene pxn). The coding region runs from base 121 to 3465 and encodes 1114 amino acids. Lineage: Eukaryota; Metazoa; Chordata; Lepidosauria; Squamata; Anolidae. The record is from RefSeq and is a predicted model, not a curated record. Gene Ontology annotation, biological process: transforming growth factor beta receptor signaling pathway; substrate adhesion-dependent cell spreading; endothelial cell migration. The transcript has 15 exons.
GGCCAGGGGGAGGGAGGGGGGAAGGGGGCGUCGUGCGCAGGCGCGGGGCGGCCAAGUCGAGGCCAAAGUUGCGGCGCCUCCAGUCAAGCGGCGGCCGGAUCGGGGAGCGGCGGCGGAAACAUGGACGACCUGGAUGCAUUACUAGCUGAUCUGGAAUCCACUACCUCCCACAUUUCCAAGCGACCUGUCUUCCUGUCAGAAGAAACAUCUUACUCCUAUCCAACUGGAAAUCAUACAUACCAGGAAAUCACUAUACCUCCUCCAGUGCCACCCCCUCCUUCCAAUGAGGCCUUGAAUGGGACAGUAAAUGAUCCUUUAGACCAGUGGCAGCCCAGCAUCCCCAAAAAUAUUCACCAGCAGCCACAGUCCCAGUCUCCAGUAUACAGCUCUAGUGCGUCUGGAUCCAGGGAGUGUGUAAUUUCUCCUCCGCGUGCAAGCGAAGAAGAACACGUCUACAGUUUUCCCAACAAGCAGAAGUCAGCAGAACCAUCUCCCACACUGAUGAGCUCUUCAUUAGGCAAUAACCUCUCAGAACUGGACCGACUCCUACUAGAACUCAAUGCUGUUCAGCACAACCCUCCUAGCAGCUAUCCAGCAGAUGAAGCUGCUAGGACCCCCUCGCUGCCCAGUGGGGCUGGCUCUCACUACAGCGCCUUGGAGAACGCUACCUCUUUGAACACACAACCAACAGCGCCUGCAAAAGAGAAGCCCAAGCGGAAUGGAGGGCAUGGCAUUGAGGAAGUGUGUCCCAGUGUGGAGAGCCUUUUGGACGAACUGGAGAGCUCUGUGCCCAGUCCAGUUCCUGCUAUCACUGUGAAUCAAGGUGAAAUGAGCAGCCCACAGCGGGUCACUGCAAGCCAGCAACAGACUCGCAUAUCUGCCUCGUCAGCAACAAGAGAACUGGAUGAGCUGAUGGCUUCACUCUCGGACUUCAAGACCAGUUCUACCAUCUCACUGACCUCUGAGCCCUCCCUGGAGCUCCUCCCUGGCCUGGUUAGCCCAGAUCCAGGUAGUGUCCUUCCUCCUAUGGCUCUCCUGACUACCUCAAAGCAGCAAACCAUAGGCGAUUAUGGGGAUGUGCGGGGCCCACUAACAGCUCUCCCAUUGGAAGUACUUCACAUUGAAGAAGAAGGUAAUAGUCCGGUCAGUGCUGUGAUUCCAGAGCAUUCUCUUGCCACCCUACAUCAUCCUUCUCAAUCCUGGUCUGAACCACAAUUUAUAGAGACCUCAGCCAGUCUGCUGAGCAGAGAGGCCAACGGGGCCUUCCUCUCGUUUUCUGAGGUGGAGUUGUUAUCCCUUCAGUCUGAUGCCGGAGCCCAAAAUCAGAGGUUAGCAGACUCAAAAGCACCUUGGAGGGAGAAGGAGAGAUAUGAAGCCAAAUUUGCAGGGGUUUCUGUUAGGAGCCCUUGCAUGAAUACCAAAGUGAAAGUGUCAUUGCCAAAGGAGGUGGAAGCAGCAUCCACCGCCUUUGAACCAAGUGCUGCUGCCCACAAGGCAAAUGAGGCCAGUAAAGUAGCUUUCAACGAACUGAGUAAUUCAGCUGUACCUCAGUUUGCAUCAAGAACACCUCUGGAGAGAGAUGCUGUUGCACCAGCUACACACACCCUGGAUCUUUCAAGUCUGGAUCAAUGGGAGAACUUUCCAGGCCCCAAAGGCCAGCUGGACCAUACCCUGCAGCAAGGGGUUGAAGUCAGAGAUCCAGCAAGAGCCAGCAGCUACCCUGAUGUAACUGAGAAGAAGUAUGGUCCAGAGGGAGUUUUCAGGAAAAAUAGUCUCCAGAACUCUCCAACGUGCCAGUGGAAAGAGCCUCUCUCCAGCUCUCCAGAGUCUACAGGAAAUGCCUGGAGAGAAGACCUGGAUCUGAUCCCUGCUUGCAGAUCGCCUGUGGAGAGGAUUUCUACAUCAGGCCAGAUCAAAUCUGUAAUCAAGCAAACAAAAGAGACCUCAAAUGUGCACCCAAUGUGCCGUGAUCUUUCACCGAGACGCAAGCUGGGCCCAGCCAUCUUCCACAAGACGGUCUCUCAAGACCGCUUGAUUGAGGAGUUGCAAGACAGGUUGGGCAUUAGCAAACCAGAACAAGAUGAAUGGAGAAGCCCAGACAACUGGCUGACUGAGGGAGUAAUCAUCAUUUCCAGGCCACAGAAGAAGGAACAAGAUGGUGGCCAGCAGGUAGAAAAGGUUAUCAUUCCUGCAGAAUCACCCCUCCCUCUAAGAAGAACCGUUUCUGUCCCACCUUCUCCCCCACCACAGAUUCCUAAAGAUGUCUCCAGGGCUGUUUCUGUCAAAACCUCACCUCUCCCUCACCCUCCGCCGCCUCCUCCUCCCUUGCCGCCUCCGCCGCCUCCGCCGCCAUCGCCACAUGUCCCUCAGCUGCGCUACGUGCCCUCCGCCCCUCCUCCUCAGCCCCUCCUCCAGUGGGAAAUGCUUUUGGAGGAGGGCUCCUCUCCCCGAGCACAGGUUCCCAAAGAAAGCAUUGCCGUGGUCUCUGCUCCCAAGACAGUGGUGUCAGUUGGCUGCCAAACAGAAGAGGACUCGUUCUUCCCACCAGAGCAGGUUCCUUAUGCUCCACCUCUGGAACGGGGCUCUCAUGUUCUGGCUGCUCGGCCGCCCACCCCUGAGAAGUUCAUGUCCCAAGGGAAAGGUGGGAAUAACUACCCAUCCUCUACUCCUCCAAAGCCUGGUAGCCAGUUGGAUAGCAUGCUUGGAAGCCUCCAGUCUGACUUGAACAAACUGGGAGUAGCAACCGUAGCCAAAGGCGUAUGCGGAGCCUGCAAGAAACCAAUUGCUGGACAGGUUGUUACAGCGAUGGGCAAGACUUGGCAUCCGGAACACUUUGUCUGCACUCAUUGCCAGGAGGAGAUUGGGUCCCGGAACUUCUUUGAGCGCGAUAGCCAGCCCUACUGCGAGAAGGACUAUCACAACCUCUUCUCCCCUCGCUGCUACUACUGCAAUGGCCCUAUCCUGGAUAAAGUGGUGACGGCCUUGGACAGGACAUGGCACCCGGAACACUUUUUCUGUGCGCAGUGUGGAGCAUUCUUUGGCCCUGAAGGCUUCCAUGAGAAGGAUGGCAAGGCCUACUGUCGCAAGGAUUACUUUGACAUGUUUGCUCCCAAGUGUGGAGGUUGUGCUCGUGCCAUUUUGGAAAACUACAUCUCUGCCUUGAAUACCCUCUGGCACCCUGAGUGUUUUGUCUGCCGGGAAUGCUUCACUCCAUUCAUCAAUGGCAGCUUCUUUGAACACGAUGGGCAGCCCUACUGUGAGGUGCAUUAUCACGAGCGCCGGGGCUCGCUGUGCUCCGGCUGCCAGAAGCCCAUCACAGGGCGCUGCAUCACUGCAAUGGCCAAGAAAUUUCAUCCUGAACACUUCGUUUGUGCCUUCUGUCUGAAGCAGCUCAACAAAGGAACCUUCAAGGAGCAGAAUGACAAGCCCUACUGUCAGAACUGCUUCUUGAAACUCUUCUGUUAAGGCCAAAUUCAGCAGCCUUUGGUUGGCUUGCCUCUUUGGACAUUGUCAUGUUUGAGAAACUGUGGCCAUGGUGGGCUGAGAAGAGGAGCGAGUGACUGAAUGAGUGAACGAAUGAAUAAAUGAAUGGGUGAAUGAACAGUGAGUUGAGACAGGAGAGGAUGAGAUGCUUAGAGCUGCUCUGGAAAGGUGGUGAAUCCAGAGAGCAAUUCACCAUGGACCAUUCAAUCAGAAAGCAAUUUAGCCAAGAGAUGCUGAGAAACUGCGAUUAUGAUACUGGAUUGACAUCUGAGCCAAACUAAGAGGAGAAAUAGGGAAGGAGGCUCCCUUUGAGGGGAAAGGGCUGACACACAACCUCUGAUGGCUGCUUCAUGCCUUCUUGAUAGCCAGGCUUCAAGUAGCCCGAUAAAUUUGGUUUCAUUGUGAGGAUACGUCAAUAAAAAUUAUCCUUGGGAGCAGCCCUGAUGGCCUACUCCCUGCCCAUGUUUCUCUUCCUCUUAACGCUACAGAGAGAUGAGGCUACAGCGUUAGAGGAAUGUCCAGCAUGACUCCCAUCCCCAGAGGUUGAUGUCGGCUCUGUUUAUACUCCUAUCCCUUCUCCAAAUGGAACAUCUCCCACUUUUUGAGAUACUACGUUCUCCACUGUUGCUGCCAUCAAAACUCCUCUAACCCGAGGUGCUCUUGGUGAGGUUGGGGAAAUGUAUUACAGUAUGAAAAAAAAAAUCUGAAUAAGCAAGGCCUCCCAGGCCUCCCAGACCUGAGUUUUUAGGUAGGCAUGAUAAUAACCUGUGUAGUGAUUUCACUUGAAAGGCAAGAGAAGAGUAGAGGUGUCAGCGUUGCCUUUUUUUUCUUUCUGUCUGUCUCUGUUCUUCAUUCACAAAUCAAUUUCUUCCUAUUAUGAAACAUGUCCUAAAGAGACAGCCUUCUGAGCAAUAAUCCUUUUUUUCCUAUCAACUAAAUAGUUUUAAUACAUGCCUCAGUGUGUCUUUUCUCUCUUUUCUGUUGAUUUGUGUGUGAGAGACUGUCUUUUGCUAUCAAACCGAAUACUGUGUGUUUGGGUGGGGAUAAUGGAUUUAUACACUGAGUCUUGAAUUCAUAACAAAACAACUUUUAAUCUCUUGUAUGGAAAUGUUUAGUUUUUUGAAAUAAUUUUCAUUGGAUGACUUUCAUAUCUUGAUUGUUCUGGGCAGGGCCCUGGUUGUGUUGGUUCCUGCAUCUAUAAUCUUGAUGCUUUGUUAAACACAGCGAUUAACAUGAUAAGUGUUGUCUUUUUCAAGCUGGGGGUGGGUGGGUCGGGAGAGGGGGGAUGUGCAAGGAGUGUGCGUGUUUAUUCUUAUUUUUGGCUUUUAUUAGCUUUUCUAUUGAUCCGAGCUCAACUGGAACAGAUUUUUAAAGAAAAGAAAAUAACAUGUAAACUGCUGUAUUUUGAAUUAAUUUGCUUUCCUCUCAAGGUCUAGUGUUGAAGGAUUUCAAGCGAGUCUUAAUUUACUUCUGCCAGGCGAAAGAGCUCAAAUAUGUAGCUUACUUGGAGUUGAGCUUCAUAAUUUGUUGGAGAAACUGAUAUUUGCUCCUGGGUGUUGAUUUGCCAUUUAACGCUGAGAUUUUUUUUCCAGGUGUGCCAUAACUCUGUGGUGUGCUGUGAGUCUACAGCUGCAUGUGCACAAUCAAACACCCCGGUACCUAGGUGUACUUUGGGGUCCAUUGCUCUCUAGUCCGCUGAGCUAGGGAUCGGGCAGUAAGACAGUCACAAUAGUAGCGUAGGCAGGAAUACAGUGCCGGAUUUAGGUUGGUCUGGCCCAUAGACCCCAAUCUAGGAGUGCCAUACACACUGUGCUUCAACUGCUUGUGUCUUCUCUUGCCACACAUUGAGCAAUCAUGUGUUGACAUUUGUAGGUUGUCUGGAAAUCGUAUCCCUCUUGAAAAGAACUGGGGAACCGCGGCCUUCCAGAUUUUUUUGGGAUUGUAGCUAGUGUUGAAUUCAAACAUACCGCAUUUCACUGAUUUUAAGGCACACAUUUUUCCUGUUUAAGAAGCUUCAAAAACGAGGUGUGCCUUAGAUCCAAUGGUGACUUAGAUUCACUGGUUUUAGGGUUUUUUUUUUAACUGUCUUACCUCCAAGAGAGGAAGAGGAGGAGAAAGGGCUCCAGCCCCAAACAAUUCCAGUUUGGGAGUUUCCCUUUGAAAUUGUCUUACCUCCGAGAGAGGAGGAGUAAGGGCCUGAGUCCCAACCGCUCUGCCAGAACCCCACCAUUUGGGCCUCGGCCUCAGCCAGAUGGCUAUUUAUUGACAUUUUAACUAAACGCCACUGUGUGUUUCCGCUGCCUCUCCAAUGGGCCCAUAACUUCAUAAGACAGACUCAUGCAGACAAGAUGACUUCCAGACUUUCCUCCUCACCCCACAAGAAAGAUUGCUCUACAAAGCUACACUGAAACUGUAAAUUCUAGGAAAUGUUAAAAGAAAGCCUUUUACAUUCUAAAAAAUAUUUUUAAAUUCUAAAAAAAUCUAAGGAAAUAGUUUUUUCCUAAAAUCAAAGCUUCAAAAACAGGGUGCGCCUUACACAUUUGAUGGCACCUUAGAUUCAGUGAAAUACGGUAUGUGACAUUUAAGAAGGCUGAUAGCAUUACUCAAAAGGUGACUUCUUACUGAGCGGCCGUUCAUAAUCUCAGGCCUUGUGCAGUACAGUUAAUGUUGAAGGAUGAUGGUGGCUGUAGUCCCAACGGCCUCCAGAAGGUCAUGGUUGCUCACCUGUGUUGUGAAACACAUGCAAAAAUGGGUAUUUCCUUGGCCACUACCUAACUCUGGUCUUGGCUCGGAGGCAGUGCUAGGGAGACCAAAGUACGGAGCGUUGAGUUUGCAGAAAAGAAAGAGGCAAACUGCUACCGUUUCCUGCAGGGUGGACUUUGGAGCGUUUGUCCCGUUUUGCUGUACGCUGGGGGUUGUCUCCUUCGUCUUGUGUGGCAGGAGGAAUGAUGCCAAAUAAAUAUUGUACAGAGAGCCUGCCAGCUGUUGAAAGUGAUGCGGAGAGCAAUUGUGUGGUGAAGUUUGGAGUGAAGAAACAACGCCUGCCCUGUUGUGCCGGUCAGGCUGUCGACGUGUUUUUUUACAAGUUGGGCUUCUUGGAAGUCUGUGAUGUGUAGAUCCUAAGCGAGGAGACAGGCGACAGUAUUAGGAGCAACAAGGGUUGGCGAAGGAGACAAAAAUCGUAGCCCCUGGUAUUAUGAAUUCACAGUGGGUCUCAGAAGGGACGGGCCAUUUAUUUUCCUAGCCCCCUUCCCCUCCUGCCCUAGCUGUGACAUUUUGAACCUUUGUACCCUGUGUUUCUUUUCUCCUUUUAAUUCUUUAAAUGCAUCUGAGUGAAGUGGGUCUCGGUCAAAGCUUCUUCUCUUCCCCCGGGAAGGAGGAAAAGGGGAGACUCUCCUGUGGAAUAACCUUUCUCUCCCUGGUUUCCCUUCUGUAUACGUUUCAUUCUGCUGUUUCCUCUCCCUUUGGAAAUCCCUGAGAUUGAAGCUAAUAAAAAAUUAUGAUAAUUUUCA